Messenger RNA from Coniosporium apollinis CBS 100218, 465 nucleotides. RefSeq lists its product as uncharacterized. Lineage: Eukaryota; Fungi; Ascomycota; Dothideomycetes. The record is from RefSeq and is a predicted model, not a curated record. Bases 1 to 465 code for a protein of 154 amino acids. The transcript is spliced from 2 exons.
AUGACCGCGGCCAAGUCAGCCGCUCGCGCGGAGAACUACAAGAAAUUCCUGAAGCACGCAGCAGAGAGCUGUUCCGACCUCCAAGAGCUCCGGAACUUCGUCUUCAAACCUUUUGUGCCGCUGCUGGGCUGCACGGCCAGGACAUCCCUGGUCGAGAUAGGUUCUCGAUGCGCAAGCAAUCAAACCUUCAACAUGCAAGCUCUUCGUAGUCGGGAAGCUGAUCCAGAGACUAUCGCCCGCCUCGGCGGCGCGUUCGAACUGGACCCCCAGCUGUUCGCCGAUUAUCUGGACGACGCGCCAUGGUACCGCAUCGCCUCAGUCUCAAAGCACUUGCCCCCAUUGCGGUCGAUCAAAGCCCGGCAGUCAUUUAUCCGUCUCCGGUUCAUCGAGCCAAUGGAGAUGGAGUCCGGACGUGACACUGAUAGUGUCUACUCCUUCAUGUAUGCUGAAGAAAAGGGCGGCUAG